This is a messenger RNA of Zophobas morio, 1110 nucleotides long. Its product is annotated as coactosin-like. Bases 510 to 1031 code for a protein of 173 amino acids. The record is from RefSeq and is a predicted model, not a curated record. The transcript has 9 exons. Gene Ontology annotation, biological process: regulation of actin filament polymerization. Gene Ontology annotation, molecular function: actin filament binding. Gene Ontology annotation, cellular component: site of polarized growth; actin filament; cortical actin cytoskeleton. NCBI's taxonomy places the organism in Eukaryota, Metazoa, Arthropoda, Insecta, Coleoptera, Tenebrionidae.
GCAUGGUUGUUAAAGUAGUUAAUGAACAGGAGCUGAAAGAAGCUAUUUCCAACGUAAAGGAUGACCACAGCCCUAUAAACUGGGCUAUGGCUAGCCAUCAAGGAAGUCCAGAAUUGAUUAAACUUACUGGCUCUGGGACUGGCGGCUUAAACGAGUUGCUUUCGGAAGUUAAAAGCGAUAAUAUAUCAUAUGCUUAUCUUCGUGUUAGUGAGCAAGUGGAGAUCAGCAGCACUGUGAAGUUUGUUCUUUUGCACUUCGUUGGUAUUCAUGUUCCAUUGGUUAAAAAAGGAAGAUUCGGGAUAACAAGGAAAUUAUAUACUUAUUUAUAUUUAUAUUUACCUUAAUAUUAUUAUAGAGGUGACAUUGUGGAGAAAUUCUUUUCUCCUCACCACGUUUCUAUUUGCGACAUAGUGGACCCUUCGGAAAUCAGUGAGGCCUCGAUCACUCGUAGGGUUGCCGAAGUUUCUGGGACAGCCAUACACGAAAUUGACUCCGCCGAGGGGAGGCAGAUGAGAGGCUUUACCCAAAGAUCUGCUGCUACCAACAUUAAGAAGCCCGAGUCUACUUCUAAACAUUCGGUGAAUGUUAGCUCUCACGCCUUGAAAUUCAGCCAGGAGUUAAGGGAUGCCAUGACGGAGUUAAGAAAAGACGGCGGCAAUGUAAAACUAGUCAUUGCUGAGUAUGAAAAGCAAGAUCCCAGAACCGAUAAGCUCAAUCUCGGGAAAAAAAGCGCCGGCGAUAUCGCAGAAUUUAUAUCGAGUUUUAAAGAUGAGCAAGCCCAGUAUGGUCUGUUACGCACCACUGAUAACUACGAAGGAAUAACAACGGUUAAGUUCGUGUAUGUUGCGUGGAUCGGAGAGAAAGUCACUGGUCUUGCCCGAGCGCGUGUUACUGUCCAUAAAGGCGCCUGCUCAGAACUUUUUGCUCCUCACCACGUGACUUUUGAGGCUACCCAUAGAUCAGACAUUUCCGAAGACGAGGUGAAGAGCAAAGUUCAGUCUGCGAGUGGCUCAAAAGUUAACGUUCGCUAGAUAUUAAUGUUUAUUCCUCCCCUUUUUCGUAUGUUAAGGAGGAACUCCACUGAUUAGCACUUUUUCGAGCCUUUACGGA